Molecule: messenger RNA, 1467 nt
Organism: Cutaneotrichosporon oleaginosum
Lineage: Eukaryota; Fungi; Basidiomycota; Tremellomycetes; Trichosporonales; Trichosporonaceae
Biological process (GO): NAD+ biosynthetic process via the salvage pathway
Cellular component (GO): cytosol
Molecular function (GO): nicotinate phosphoribosyltransferase activity
Source: RefSeq, a predicted model, not a curated record
CUCCUCUUCUCUCUCCUCUCAUUCUUCAACCUCACCUCUCGUCUUUUGCCCCUCGCCCCUCACCCACGCCUCGCCGUCGCCACCAUGACACAAGAACGAGACGCCUUCGCCCUCCCCGCGGCCCAGCUCGAGCUGCCCUUCAGCAUCCUCGACACGGACCUGUACAAGCUCACAAUGCAGAACGCGGUCCUGCAGCACUUCCCUGACGCCCACGUCGUGGUCAAGUUCACGAACCGCGCACCGCAGAUGCGCUUCACCCGCGAAUGCUUUGACUGGAUCCAGGCGCGCGUGAACCACCUCGGCACACUGCGCCUCACCGCCGAGGAGCGCCGCCGCCUCGCUGCCGCCUGCCCCUACUUUCCCGAGUCCUACCUCGACUUCCUGGCCAACCUCACGCUCCACCCCGCUGAGCAGGUCAAGCUGAGAUUCCACCCACACGACGACGGCACGGGCGAGAUCAGCUGCCACAUCGAAGGCUUGUGGCGCGAGUGCAUCCUCUACGAGGUGCCAAUUAUGGCCAUCAUCUCCGAGGGCUACUUCAAGUUUGUCGAUGUGGACUGGAGCGCCGAGGGGCAGUUUGAACUUGCCAAGGCGAAGGCCCUCGCCCUCCUCUCCCCACCAGCGGGUGUCACGCCCCUCGUCUUCUCUGAAUUCGGGACGCGCCGGCGCCGCUCGUUCGCCGUGCACGACGAGGUGAUGCGCGGCCUCAUCGCCGGCGCCGAGGAGCACGCGGCAGCGGGCGGCGGCGGCGCGCUGAGCGGCACGAGCAACGUCUUCCUCGCACUGAAAUACGGCGUGCCGCCGAGCGGGACGAUCGCGCACGAGUGGAUCAUGGCGAUCGGCGCGACGGGCGGUUACGCGCACGCGAAUGCGCGCGCCAUGGACAUGUGGACCGAGGUGUACCCGCCGUCCCCGGCCGGCCCGCCCCUCAUCAUGCUCACGGACACGUACACGGCUGCGGUGUUCUUCGCGGACUUUGUCGCAGACCCCGAGCGCGCGGCGCAGUGGAACGCGCUGCGGCAAGACUCGGGUGACCCGUUCGAGUUCGUGCGCGAGGCCAAGGUCGCGUGGGAGGAGGUGCACCGCCUUACGCGAGGACAGGGGGGCGCGCUGGAGGGCAAGCGCGUCGUCUUCUCCGACUCGCUUGAUGUGCAGCGCGCGAUCGAGCUGCAGCGCGGGUGCGAUGAGAUCGGGCUCGCGGCGGCGUUUGGGAUCGGCACACACUUUACAAACGACUUCCGCAAGGCCUCGGACCCCAGCAUGCCGUCCAAGGCGCUCAACAUGGUCAUCAAGCUCAGCGUGAUCGACGGGCGCGACUGCGUCAAGCUGUCCGACGACAGGGGCAAGCACACGGGUGUGCCCGCCGAAGUGGAGCGCGCGCAGCGCGAGCUCGGCUUGAUCUGAUAUAGAGGGCUACAGACGAGACGUGCGGACCAGAAUACUGCUGCAUGCAAUGAUGAGGGGUUG